UGUGAAUGUGUGAGCAUGGCUUUGUUGUUUUAACUUAACGAUGUAGCCACGCCCCUUGCGUCUAAAACUAUAUUAAGCUCGCGAUCGCCCCGCCCAUCAUCAGUCUAGCCGUGAGAUGCCGAGCGCGAUGGACUACUGCGUCUGACACCCAAAGACCUGCUAUCGAAUGGACGUCUUUCUUACGCCAUCAACGUUUGAAUAGCCUUCAUAAUGCCUUUUCCGCCGAUAAACCUGCACUCGCGGAUAGCAUCUCCAAGAAAGGAGCUAUUCAGGAAAAAGAAGAGCAGAGAUAACGUCGCACCCCCUCAAUCCACCUUAGGUCCAAGGACGGAAGACUACGAGGAGUCGGAGAAGAAUAAACUGGCGUCGCCGUGGCCAUUGGCUCAUGUAAAACAGCACGGGCGACACAAGUCGACCCGAGUCCCUGCCGAUCCCGAGACGGACAGCAAACAUCCAUGGCUGAGCGUCCCCAAACCCUUGGCUACCUCAUGCGAAAGCGUCCCGCGGUCCAGCUCCGGAGAAUCCAGCCAUAAAUAUUCCUCCAGGACGUCAUUCCCAAAAGAAGAAGGCGAGCGGGAGAUCCACUUCUCACUCAGCCUUACACCCGAAGCCAUCCUGGUCAUCCAAAAGCGCAACCUGGAGAAACAGAUGAUGGCCAAGCAGCAGAAGUGCUGCGCAUCCGCGGACCUGAGACACCGGCGGGUUUUUCCGUCCAAGAGAGCGCAGAGCAGCUCCAACAACAAGAGCACCGGACCUGUUGCCAAGCUCGAAGGGGCCAAUGAUAUCAGCACCAUUGUGAAGAUCUCCCUCCUCAAUGAUCAGUAUAAAUACGAUGAUGUGGAGUACGAGGAGGAGGACGGAGACGUGGACGAGACUGUCAUGAGGAAAUGUAAAGAGUGGCUGAAAGGUGUGGAAAGCGCCGCUGCUUUUGGGAAAGUUGAUAAACUGUCAUCGUUGCCUCACCUUAAAAGUUGAUCUCUUCGUCCAGGUCCGCUGUGAAGAUUUCAGUCGGUGUAUCCGACACAAAGUCACCUUUAGAAAUAAUGACCUCUAACGACGAACGCUUUUGGUAUCGAGACGCGUUUGACCGUUUAUAAGAUGCGACGCAACGGACACAGAGCGACUUUUAAAAUACCUUCUUAAAAAUAAAGGUCUCGUGUAGUGGAAAAAGAUUGUAAACAUACCAUAAAAAGGCAAGAAAGAAAAUGAUCUUUUAAGGACCUUUGACUGAAAGGUUCGUUGGGGAACCAUCAUAUUUUAGCACAGGAGUGCACCCUUAAUUCUCAUGGACUGGAUUAUAUUCUGCAUUGAAGAGUAAUGCUGAUCACUCCGUAAAGUUUUGCAGUUGACCAUUACAGAUGGACAGAAAUUGUAGUGUUUGGACUUUGCUAUUGUUUUCUUUAUGACAUGGGCUGGGUGGCAAAGAUGUUCGUUUUAAACUGUGGAUGGAGAACUGAGAACCAGUGAAUGCAUGAAGCCCGCAGUCACUCCUUUGUGCCAGAAAACAAUAGGUGUUUUACGAGCUUCUCUGAGAGCCUUUGACUCUUAACAUCUCAAUUUGAUGAAAGUAUGUGUGUAUUAUGGGACUGGAAACCCACCCGUAUACAGUAUUUAUUUUAAAUGUGGAGGUGUGUUUAUAUGCCGUGUGUUGUUUCAAGUCAUUUUUAAGGGUUAUGAUAAUAAAACUGAAAAUGAUUGAUCA
Molecule: messenger RNA, 1702 nt
Organism: Triplophysa dalaica
Lineage: Eukaryota; Metazoa; Chordata; Actinopteri; Cypriniformes; Nemacheilidae
Gene: prr18
Product: proline rich 18
Exons: 1
Coding region: 211-975 (254 amino acids)
Source: RefSeq, a predicted model, not a curated record